AUGGCAGCCAUGCCCAACUUCCUCAACCGUCUCAUCCGGCCCUUCACAUCCUCCUCCUCCCUCUCCGUCACCCCCGCCGCAUCACAAGUAUCCGUUCCUGAAACCGCGCAAAAAUGUACCAUUGCCGCAGGUUGUUUCUGGGGCGUCGAACACAUGUAUCGCAAAGAAUUUAGCGGAAGAGGCUUGUACGAUGCGCGUGUUGGAUAUAUCGGAGGUGAUACCGAGAACCCUAGUUAUAGAGCCGUGUGUUCCGGUUCUACUGGACACGCAGAAGCCCUCCAAAUUCACUACGAUCCUGCACAAAUCACCUACCGCCAAUUGAUAACUUAUUUCUACCGCAUGCACGAUCCUACAACUGCAAAUCAACAGGGUCCAGAUAGAGGCUCGCAAUAUCGAUCUGGAAUCUUCUACCAUAAUGAAGAACAGGAGAAAGAAGCGCGGGAAAUUACUAAGCAGGUUAACGAGCAGUGGUGGAAGGGAGGUGUGGUUACGGAAAUUCUAAAGGCGGGAGAGUGGUGGGAUGCGGAGGCGUAUCAUCAGAAGUAUUUAGAUAACAACCCGGGUGGAUAUGAAUGUCCAAGUCAUUUUGCGAGGAGAUUCCCGCCGUUAGAGGAUUAG
Messenger RNA from Botrytis porri, 618 nucleotides. RefSeq lists its product as uncharacterized. Gene Ontology annotation, molecular function: peptide-methionine (S)-S-oxide reductase activity. Bases 1 to 618 code for a protein of 205 amino acids. Lineage: Eukaryota; Fungi; Ascomycota; Leotiomycetes; Helotiales; Sclerotiniaceae. The record is from RefSeq and is a predicted model, not a curated record. The transcript is spliced from 2 exons.